AUGAACAGCCUGGCGCAAAACAUCAGCCCAGUACAGUCAACUCUCGGGCGUUUGGACCUCGAUUCGGGCGGGUCCUCGCUCGUGCCGUGUUCGUCCUCCGCACCGGCUUCCGCCAGGACCUGCACGACCUCAACCUCAACGGCGGCCGCACUGAUUCUCUCUGUCAGCGGGGGUGACAAUCGAACCGCCGCCAGUACAACCCUCGUCGUCGGGACGGCCACCAUGGAUGAGGGACAGCACCCCCACGACUUCCUCUCCACCUCCCUAUCGUCGCCCGUCGCCUCCUCGGUGGCCGCCAAUUAUCUCCUGCACCAGCACCACCUGCACCAGCAGCAUCUGGACCAGCAGCAGCUCCAUUCGCAACCGCUCAACCCGGACAGCCGUCCGGCGGCAGGCGGUGACGGUUCAGGUCCUUCUGUGGGCCCUUCCACUGGGAGCAAUGGCGUCGUUUCCAACGGCUCCAAGCAACUUCGCAGCAGUGGCAACGUUGGCGGCAACCCGACAACAGGAACGUCCUCGCCGGAACCAGCAGGAUCCAUCGCCAACGCAUCGCUGACCCAUGCGAACCCUUUCCACACGGGCAGUUCGUCCUCGGCCACGGCCCUAUCGAACGACUUCUACCCCGAGUACCGGAUCAGUUCCGAGUAUCGGCUCAAUUCCCACCACCACCAUCAUCAUCACCAUCACCACCCGCAUCAUCAUCACCACCACCAUCCGCAUCAUCACGCACCACAUCCCCGGGACCUCUGGACGGCCGCGGCGGCUGCGGCCUCGCACGAAAGCAUCCUGGACGAGAGCUGCGAUAGUUACAGCCUGCGCCAUGGCCACGGGACGAAAAACAUUCGAAACGAGCGUUCGGCGUUUUUCGAUUUCGCGACCACCCCCGCGACAGCACAUCCGGCCGCCGCUGCCGCCGCCUACUGCUACCGGCUUUCCACGCCACCUCAGCUAGUGAAGCGCGAACCAAACGAUGUUUCGGCAGCAGCCGCCUGGCAUUCCUACUCCGAACGGAUGUUCUCCGAUCCGCUGUACACCUCGCUGAAGCUGCAAUCCCAACAAUCCUCGCCUCCGCAGCUGGUUCCGCAACACUCGAUCUUUCCCGACUCCACGUCACACCUGGCCACGGCAGCUGCAGCAGCGGCCGCAUCUCUCGAACACCAUCAGCACUCGCUGGUCGUCGGCGCACAUGGUGUAGGCCAGCAGGUGUCGAGCGAUGGCUCGCAAGCGACCGAUCCUUUUCUUCACCAGCCUGGCUCAGUGGGCGGAAGUUACGCCUACCGCCAACCAGCGGACAUUGUGACGUCAAGUGAAACCGACUACUGCAAUGCCGCAGGAUCUUCGGCUUCGAUCGGUAGCAUCACCACGACGACGAAUCCCUCACCAUUGAGUGCACUGCAGCAAACCGGAGGAAACGGUCCAUUACAUCAGCGAAGAGGUUCGCUUCAGCUGUGGCAGUUCCUAGUAGCGCUGCUCGAUGAACCCACGUCCAGUGCUGGGUGCAUCGCCUGGACAGGCCGUGGGAUGGAGUUCAAGCUGGUCGAACCAGAAGAGGUGGCACGUCGUUGGGGAAUCCAGAAGAACCGACCCGCCAUGAAUUAUGACAAGCUGUCGCGCAGCCUUCGCUAUUACUACGAGAAAGGUAUCAUGCAGAAGGUAGCCGGCGAGCGGUACGUCUACAAGUUUGUCUGCGAUCCGGAAGCCCUUUUCAACAUGGCCUACGGUACGUCUGGAGGCCAGGGAAACCAAUCGUGCACGGGAACCCCCGGAAUGGACGGAACUCUCACGCAUGGAGGCCAUCAUGUCGGCCAAAACGGUGCGUCUUCGUCCUCACCAAACUGUCACAAUUCAGGGGCUGGUGGAGGACAGCUCGUUGGAGGCGAUCCUGCGGAUGAUGUAGACCGUAAUCCUUACUUCAAUGGCAGCUCCACGGUGUACAAUCAAAGCGGCUAA
Messenger RNA from Anopheles nili, 1950 nucleotides. RefSeq names its product ETV5-related protein Ets96B (gene Ets96B). The record is from RefSeq and is a predicted model, not a curated record. Gene Ontology annotation, molecular function: sequence-specific DNA binding; DNA-binding transcription factor activity, RNA polymerase II-specific. Gene Ontology annotation, biological process: regulation of transcription by RNA polymerase II; cell differentiation. The coding region runs from base 1 to 1950 and encodes 649 amino acids. Lineage: Eukaryota; Metazoa; Arthropoda; Insecta; Diptera; Culicidae. Gene Ontology annotation, cellular component: nucleus. The transcript is spliced from 5 exons.